AUGGGCGCUUCUCCGAGCGCCGGCCGUUCCCCUCCUUCGCUCGGCGCCUCCGCCGUUGCCGCCGUCCGCGCGAGUGUUGUGCCGGUCUGUUUAAUUGCGCCUCCUCUUUCCUUCCUGCCUUCCUUCUCACCCCGCCCCCUCGCGCUGCGCCGAAGAGGGGCGGAGUUUCUGCGGAGCGCGACGGUGGCCCCGCGCCCGCAGCGUGUCUUCCGGCGUUGCCCGCGCUAUGGCCGCGGCGAUGUGCGGCUGCCCCCGGGACGCACUUCUGUGGGAGCACGGCCGCCGCACUGCGGGCGACUCGGCUGCUGCUCUGCGGCCCUGGCGGGUGCGCGGGCGCUCCCGGCUGUUGCGGCGGCGGCCUGUCGCCGCGAUGGCGCCUUUCGCUGUCGCGUGGGUGCGCUUCACUCCCGGGACGACGCGGGCGCCCGCACUGCCCCUCAGCCUUUUGCCGCCAGGCGCGCACGCUGGCAGAUUCCGCGGCAGGGGCGGGCCAAGGUGGAGAGCCACGCCGUGGUUGUUGAGAAGCAGCUUGUGCGAGGGGGCACGCCGGGGCGCACCCUCUGCGGCCUUCGCGGCCGGACGAGCCAAAUGCGGCCUGGAGGGAUCGGGUGGCCCGACCCCUACUUUAGCAAACGGCUGGCUCGGUCCCAGUGCGGCCCAGCCAAGUCCUGGUCGGUCCUCGCCCUGCAACGAAGAUGCGGGUGA
Trypanosoma conorhini is the source of this 705-nucleotide messenger RNA. RefSeq lists its product as uncharacterized. Bases 1 to 705 code for a protein of 234 amino acids. The record is from RefSeq and is a predicted model, not a curated record. The transcript has a single exon. NCBI's taxonomy places the organism in Eukaryota, Euglenozoa, Kinetoplastea, Trypanosomatida, Trypanosomatidae.